Molecule: messenger RNA, 972 nt
Organism: Acaulospora morrowiae
Lineage: Eukaryota; Fungi; Glomeromycota; Glomeromycetes; Diversisporales; Acaulosporaceae
Source: the annotation of a GenBank genome assembly
AUGCCAACUGCCACUUCACGACCAGUUGCUCAAGGUGCAGUCGUCAUAGUUCACCCGUUGGUGCUUUUGUCUGUUGUCGAUCACUAUAAUCGUGUAGCCAAAGACACCUCAAAACGAGUAGUAGGCGUUCUCUUGGGUCAAAAUAAUGGUAAAACCGUAAAUGUAGCAAACAGCUUUGCUGUUCCAUUCGAGGAAGACGAAAAGGAACCAUCGGUAUGGUUCUUGGAUCAUAAUUAUGUGGAAUCUAUGAACGACAUGUUCAAAAAAGUCAACGCGAGGGAAAAAAUGAUCGGCUGGUAUCACAGUGGACCAAAACUUCGAGCAUCAGAUUUGGAAAUCAACGAAUUAUUCAAAAGAUACACUCCAAACCCCGUUUUAGUAAUUGUGGACGCAAAACCCAAGGACAUUGGUAUACCAACGGAUGCAUACUUCGCCAUUGAGGAGAUAAAGGAUGACGGUACUGCUACCACCAAAACAUUUAUGCAUGUUCCUUCGCAAAUCGAAGCGGAAGAGGCGGAAGAGAUAGGAGUCGAACAUCUUCUACGUGAUAUCAAAGACAACGCCGUUGGCACACUUUCUACCCGUGUCACCGACCAAUUAAAUUCAUUGAAAGGUCUUUGGUCUCGGUUAGAAGAAAUACGAGAUUAUCUCCAAAAAGUUGUCAACGGCUCUUUACCUGUAAAUCACCAGAUAAUCUAUAAUCUUCAAGAUAUCUUUAAUUUACUACCGAACCUUAAUGCGAGCGAAACAGUAAAAUCUUUCUCCGUCAAGACAAAUGAUCAGUUACUGGUAAUUUACCUGUCUUCCUUGAUUCGGGCCGUCAUUGCACUUCAUAAUUUAAUCAACAAUAAAAUCGAGAAUCUGAAAGGGGAAAGUGUUCAAGUUGAGGAAGAAAAGAAGGAUGAGAAUAAAAUAAAGGAAACAACAAAAGAUUCGAAAGAAGCAAUAGAUACAAAAGAAACCAAGAAAUAA